AUGUUUAGCGUCCAAGAACACCAAGGAGUUGAUCCAGCCUUCAUCAAGAUUAUUAGAGACCUCUACUAUGGAGCAACAUCGACCCUAAAGCUCCACAAAGACAGUGAUAAGAUCACACUGCAAAGAGGAGCCCGCCCAAGAUUGUUUACGGCAUGCCUACAGGAUGCCAUACUAGGCCACACAGAAUGGGACGAAUGCGGGAUAAACAUAGAUGGGGAACAACUGGUUCACUUAGACUUUGCUGAUGACAUCUUAAUGGCACACUCACCACAGGAACUAGAAAAGUUGCUGAAUGACAUCAACAAUAACAGCAAACCAGUCGGUCUAAACAUGCACCUAGGGAAGAUAAAGGUUAUGUUCAACAAGCACAUAGCACCAAAAGACAUCUCUGUAAAUGGAACCACCAUAGAAAGAGUAAACAAAUAUGUCUACUUAGGAAGAACCAUCACAGAAAGCGGCGACUUGCUUCCUAAGAUCAAGAGACGGAUAACACUCGGAUGGGCAGCUUUCGGCAAAGUGGACAACAUCAUGAGGAGUAAGAAAGCAAGCAUGAAACUCAAGAAGAAUGCGCUGAACGAGUAUAUAAGAAAUGCUGGCGGUCGCUCAGCGAAAAAAUGGAUUAAUCCAACCAUCACUAAUCACACUGACAGAGCUGAACACAACAUGGCUAUCACCGCAGCAAAAUUAGCUAUAAAUAGAAAAUAUAAUAUAGUUCUUCGCAUGGCGAUAUUAGUGAUAUAUUCCUGUAAAUCAUCAAUCAUACCAAAAUCCAUCCUUGUUAACAACUUGACACUCCAGGAGCGAUGGCAGUCAACAGCUGCAGAAUCAUAUCGACGUGUUGCAGUGUUUACUACGGCGAGUUGCACAACGCAGUUAUACUCUGUUGCACAAGGUUCACAGGCGAUACACAAGUCAGUUGUCGAUAUGAUUUGUUUCGUGAAUUAUGACAGGAGUUUAGAAGGUUUAUUAUACUGA
Penaeus indicus is the source of this 975-nucleotide messenger RNA. RefSeq lists its product as uncharacterized. The record is from RefSeq and is a predicted model, not a curated record. The transcript is spliced from 4 exons. Lineage: Eukaryota; Metazoa; Arthropoda; Malacostraca; Decapoda; Penaeidae. The coding region runs from base 1 to 975 and encodes 324 amino acids.